AACCCACACAGGGGCCCGCUCUAAGGCUUUUCACUUGACUUGGUGUUUGCAAGGUGUUCUCAGUAGGCUUGGUGCAGAAAGAGACUGGGUUUUCAGAUGUGGACUGCAGUUGAUCGCUCUCAGUUAGAUGCCAGGACCCCAGCGUGAGUACAGUCCGGUUCUGCCUCAGAGAGCCUGCGGCCAGGCCAGGAAAGGUGUGCCAAAGCAGGGUCCAGCAGAAACAAAGCUUUGUUGCCAGGUGGGGGCCAGCUGGCAGCAUCUCAACCCUGCCAGUCUUUACAUGGAAGGCAGCAAGCUGCCUGGGCUGGACUGGCUGAGUGUCCAGGGGCUGGGUCAUGGGUGCCUGGGCCCCCUUCCCGAGGGUGUCCUUUAUUGUGGAAGAGGCAGGAGCCACUAAAGCUUUGAAGCCUGAGAGGGAGUCAUCAGACAGCACUGGGGAAAAGGAGUGAUUUGGUCCCCAGCCAGGCCUGUGGUCGUUGAGAGAGAUGGAGGCUGACUUGGUAACUUCUUUGGGGGUGUUGGGGCUCCUAGCUGAAUGCCCAGAGAGUACGUGGUUUCCUCUGCUGAGACCAUACUCAGGCUUCUGGGGCCAAGUGCCAGACCAGUUUGGGAGGUGCUGAGUUUAAGGGGGAGGGGAUGUGUCACGAGCCUAUUGGAAUGGAGCCUACAGCUCAGGGUGGAACCAGCGGGGUGGGCAUUGCUCAGCAUACACUGCAGAUGAAGCUUUAUAGAUGAACAGACCCACCCCUUGGUGAUCACAGGCUGGGUGUACACUUUUGAAAGCUGAUAAAGUAACAUUGUGUUAUUUUUGAUAAGAGUAAAAAUGUGUAACUUACCCUGACUCACAGCUCCCCAGGGUGCAUCUAACUGGGCUUCUUUGGAACAUGGGCACGGUGUCCAUGAGGUGAUCCAGUGUGGAGUCAGGCCUCAGUGAGGGCUGACCUGGGGCCUGUCACCUGAAACUCAGCUGAGCCAUGACCUCAGCCUCUCUCCUGGGCUUUCCCCUAUUAGGCGGGCAGUGGGGUUACCUGCAGCUCUUGUACAGUGGUCCUCAUAGCAGGUAUGGUUAGAACCAUGUAACAAGAAAAAUCAGCAGUAAAGCAGAAAUAAAUGAAUAGAAAGCACUGGGUCUUUAAAAGCAAAAUGUGAAAAACCUAUACUUGGUAUCUUUAAUUAGGGGGUUGGAAAAAAACAGAUAAAAUUAGAAGUUAAAGGUCUAGGAAAACAUUUAACCUAAAGGGGGAAAAAAAUUAUCAAAGCAUGCAACAUAAUGUUCAUAGUAUUGAACUGAAAAACAAAACAAAAUACUAAAAUAUUGUUUUCUAGAAAAUACUAGUUUUCAAAAUUGAUAACAUUGGGUUAGGAAAGCCUGAACAAAGUAGUAAACACUGAAGAAGUUGGAAGUUAGCUACAAAAAUGGCUUCUGACUCUACAUUAUCCAUUAUGCAUUGUUUCAAACUAUUAAGAAAAACUAUUAUGGAGCAAAGAAAUAUUUAUUCUUCAAAGGAGGCUAUAAACCUGUGUUUCCAAACCUAAUAAAAAUAACAGUGAAAUAAAGUGUAGACAAAUGUGAACAAAGCUAGAAAAGUCAGAAACAAUACUUGUGAAUUUAAUAACAUUUGAAAGCAGUAAUUCAUUUUCACUAAAUAUGAUUUAUAACGGAAGAAUUUUUGUUUGUUUGUUUCUUUAGGGCCGCACCCGCAGCAUAUGGAGGUUCCCAGGCUAGGGGUCUAAUAGGAGCUGUAGCUGCAGGCCUACGCCACAGCCACAGCAAUGCGGGAUCCUUAACCCACUGAGUGGGACCGGGGAUCAAACCCGCAACCUCAUGGUUCCUAGUCAGAAUCGUUAACCACUGAGCCAUGAUGGGAACUCUUAUAACAGGAGAAUUUUGUGCUAGGGUACUCUAUUAACAUAUCAUAAUGUACUAAAAGGUUAAAUAAGAGAAGCCAGAGUUAUCCUAGGAAGUGUUCUGAAAGGAGUAUUAGAUUAUUCAGCAUCAAUUCCUAAUAAAAAUACUUUUUAAAAUGGCCACAGAAAGCUGUUUUCCUACCACAUUGAGCCUUGUUCCUGUCAGUAUCAAGAAAAGCCAAGCAUGGGUGCUGUCACUUCAUUUGUUACCUUGGAAUUUCUGCAGUAGCAUUAAACAGAAUCAGAAGAAGGUAGACAAACUGGAAAAUACAAAAAUGAGGUGAUCAUGAGGAUGGCAUUGUUGUACAUCAGGAAAACGCCAAGGAAUAUUACUCUUAGAACUUAUAAAGCAUUGAAAACCACUUAAGACUAAUAAAAAUGAGUCAUUGAAUUGGCUUCAUACAAGAAAAUUUUUAAUUAUCUUUCGCUAAUAAUAGCCAGUUAGCAUAUCUAAUGAUUAAAAAGAGAAUUCUUGGAAGCUCUUGUGUGUUUCGAUGUGUUAAGUAUUUGAUAGUGCUACAGCUGUGGUGCAGGUUUGAUCCCUGGCCUGGGAAUUGCCACAUGCUGCAGAUGGGGCCAAAAAAAGAGAGAAAACUCCUACACAGUAGGAUCAAAAAUUGAAAAUGCUCAGGAAUAAUCUUGCCAAGAAAUAUGUGAGAUUUCUAAGACUUAAUGCACAAACUUUUUUUUUUUUUUUAAUGGUCCCCACCCAAGGCAUAUGGAGGUUCCAAGGCUAGGGGUCAAAUCAGAGCUGUAGCCACCAGCCUGUUCCACAGCCACAGCAGCACCAGAUCUGAACCAUGUCUUCGACCUACACCCAACCAACCCACUGAGCGAGGCCAGGGAUCGAACCUGCGUCCUCAUGAAUACUAGUCAGAUUUGUUUCCGCUGCGCCACAAUGGGAACUCCCAAGCACAAACCUUUUUUGAAGGAGAUAAAGGGACAACUUCAUAAAUGGAAAGACUAAAUACUUUAAAAUAAAGUUGUUGUUUUUUUACCAAAUUAAUAUUUAUUAUUCAUUUAAUAGAUAUUUAUUGAGCACCUGGUGUGUUCCAGGUGCUGUUUCACCCCUCAGGGAGUUCACAUUCUUAUAAGAGAGACAGACAGUCAAGUAGCCACGUAAGAGAUGAGAAGAUAGGUGUGAUUUUACUCAGAGUCCCAAGGAGGGUCUCACUGAGAAGGUGGUGACCAUGGGGAGAGUGGGUGGAGGAGGUGAGGGACAAGAGCUUCCCAGGCAGAGGGAGCAGCCAGGGCUGAGCCCUGGAGUAUAAGGGCGGGCCCUCCAGGCCACGGGGGUCCCCUGAGUGAUAGAGGAGGGAGGGGGCCAUGGUGCAGUAUGGAGUCCCAUCUCCAAGGGGCCAAGGCCACAUUGGUGAGACCAGUGACAGUCUCAGUGAGAGACAGUGUUGCCGAGGUGACAUGGGAGAGGUGGUCACACAAGCUUCCUGGGGGAGGAGAUGUGGGGUGAGGUUGUGGAGUUGGCUGGCAACCCAGACUGCAGCCUGGACAGCCAUUACCUGUGGAUGGAACAGAAGGUUUAUACCGCCUGGCAGCGAGGUGAGGGGACUUGCCCCCUGGGUGUUGAGGUGAGUGAGUCCAGAGCACAGGCAGACAUGUAGGUGGACACAGGCCAGGGGUGGGCCCAGGAUACAGCUGAAUCAGGGAGGCUAAUUAGGGUGGUGGAGAGAGUGAACCGUGCAUCUUGCCUCAUGGUCAAGUUUUAGGGCUGAGGAUUGGCUAUUGGGCUGGUCAGCGUGGAGGCCGCUCAGGAAAGACCCAACCAGGGAUCAGAGCUGGAUGGAACCAGGCUGGUGUAGGCAGGAGCCUGUGCAGACAGAAAAGCCAAAGGAAGGUAGAUCCCAAGCCUGGAGAAGAUAGUUGGUAGGAGCCCCAUCAGAGAGUGAGCUGGGAAAGGGGCAGGGGGCAUCUGAGAAGGUGGGAUGAGAGCAGGGAGGGUCUCUGAGCGUGACCAUGAGAAUAGCGGCUGAGCCCAUGGAAGCCACAGUCAUUUGAGCAAGUGGAAGAGUUGGAGGGUGUUUGUAAUAGUCUUUAAACAGCUUAGAAAUAAAAUUUCUCCUUAAUUCAUUUCUAUGACAGCCAAAAAAAGAAAAAGGAAAAAAGGAGAAGUCAUCCUCUUGGAAUCACCAAGAAUGGUGAUGGAGGGUUGGUGGAAAUGACAGUGACCAGAAACUUCAUUCUUUAAGUGCAGGGAGGGUCUUACGUGGUGUGGAGCUAUGGUGAGGAAAGGGGGUGUAUGGUCUGAAUACAGAUGUUCCAAAGCUCAAAAUCAGGGAGGAAGUCAAAUCCUGUGUGUGGACUUACUGCAGACGCAGCAGUGACUGCAAAGGGUGUCCUGGGGAGAAGAGUCAGGAUGCAGAAGAACUCCUUCAGAGCUGGGCAAGGUUGGCAAGUCAGAGUAGGCUGCUGUGCCAGAGAACUCGUGUUUUGUCAAGGCAGCAUCAAUUCUCAAUCCCUGCACUCACUGGAGUAACUAGCCAUGCGGCAGGUCGGGGUCAAAGAAGAGUACUUUAGAGCCUCAGCUAAAGACAGCAUAAUCAACUGCAGAUUUUGAAGAAAUAUUCUAAAUCAAGCAAGAGAAAACACAACUGUAUAUUUUUUUUAUCAAGUUUCUAGCAGAGUGAAUAUUUUUCAAAGUUAACAAACAAUAAAAGAAAUAAUUAACUUUUAAAAUACCACAAAGGAGAAUAACAGACUUCACUACAUAAAUCUUCUAUAGUACAGGAGGCAAACUGGUGGGAUUUGCAGCUCAUGUCUGAGUUAUCAAUAGUCCGUGGAUGUCUAAAAGAAAACCGGUCUCCUUUCUGGGCUCCCAGCUGAGUACAGUCUGCUCAGCAGACUGAAGGGGCUGCCUUUGCAAACGCCACAUUCGCCUCGGACCCGCCGGCAGACAGGGCAGGAGCAGAGAAGUCUGGGACAACUUCAGACAACCAAGGUGCACUCUUCACUUUGCAAAUUAAAGGGAAACUUAAAACAUGAAAAUGUGCUUAAUAAGUUAAAAGGGAAAAAGAGUCCUCAGCUAAUAAGGGAGCUUUUGAAAUGGACAUUCUGCUUAUAGAAGUGUGAAGUUAUAGGGUCUUUGCAAAGCAGCCCACAGCGUUGAGUUCAGACAAGUGAAGAUGCUCAGUUUCCCUCAAAGAAGAGUCCAGAACAUGGAGGGUGAAGAACAUGCAUGUGCUCAUUGGCGUCAGAAGCUGGGACCCCGCCCACAUCCACUGAACCAGAUGUGAUGGAUGUAGCAUGGUCUCCCCAUGAUGCUUGGCUGGCCUCGUGCAGCGUGGACAACACUGUGGUCAUCUGGAACGCUGUGAAGUUCCCAGAAAUUCUGGCUACUCUGAGAGGUCAUUCAGGCCUGGUGAAGGGGUUGACUUGGGACCCUGUUGGUAAAUACAUUGCCUCUCAAGCUGAUGACCGCAGCCUGAAGGUGUGGAGGACGCUGGACUGGCAAUUAGAGACCAGCAUCACCAAGCCCUUUGACGAGUGUGGAGGGACGACCCAUGUGCUGCGGCUCAGCUGGUCACCUGACGGGCACUACCUGGUGUCUGCCCAUGCCAUGAACAACUCUGGCCCCACUGCCCAGAUUAUCGAACGGGAGGGCUGGAAGACCAACAUGGACUUUGUUGGGCACCGGAAAGCUGUGACGGUCGUGAAAUUCAACCCAAAAAUCUUCAAGAAGAAACAGAAGAAUGGGAGCUCUGCAAAGCCUAGCUGCCCAUACUGCUGCUGUGCUGUUGGCAGCAAGGAUCGCUCGCUGUCUGUCUGGCUCACGUGUCUGAAGCGGCCGUUGGUUGUUAUCCAUGAGCUAUUUGACAAAUCCAUUAUGGACAUUUCUUGGACGCUGAACGGGCUGGGCAUCCUGGUAUGCUCCAUGGACGGGUCUGUGGCGUUCCUCGAUUUCUCCCAGGACGAGCUCGGGGACCCCCUGAGUGAGGAGGAGAAGAGCCGCAUUCACCAGUCCACCUAUGGCAAGAGCUUGGCCAUCAUGACUGAAGCCCAACUGUCUACUGCUGUCAUUGAGAACCCCGAGAUGCUUAAGUACCAGCGACGGCAACAGCAGCAGCAGCUGGACCAGAAGAGUACCACGGCCAGAGAGACAGGCUCCACUGCCUCAGUUGCUGGCGUCGUCAAUGGGGAGAGUCUGGAGGAUAUCAGGAAGAAUCUUCUAAAGAAACAAGUGGAGACUCGGACAGCGGAUGGCCGGAGGAGAAUCACACCACUCUGCAUAGCACAGCUGGACACCGGGGACUUCUCCACAGCGUUCUUCAACAGCAUCCCACUCUCGGGCUCCCUGGCAGGCACUGUGCUCACCUCACACAGCAGUCCACAGCUGCUGCCCCUGGACUCCAGCACCCCCGCCUCCUUUGGCACGAAGCCUUCCACGGAGUCGGUGGCCAGCGCCAGGCCUGCAGGCGAUUCUGUUAGUAAGGACAGUGUGAACGCUACCUCCACCCCUGCGGCAUCAUCGCCCUCAGUGUUGACAACCCCGUCCAAAAUUGAACCUAUGAAAGCAUUCGACUCCCGAUUCACGGAGCGGUCUAAAGCCACACCAGGUGCUCCUGCCUUGGCCAGUUUGACUCCGACGGCCGUGGAAAGGUUGAAAGAGCAGAGCCUUGUGAAGGAGCUGAGGCCCCGGGAUGUCCUGGAGAGCAGCAGUGACAGCGACGAGAAGGUCCCUGUGGCCAAGCCCUCCUCGCUUUCUAAGCGGAAGCUGGACCUGGAGGUGGAGACAGUGGAGAAGAAGAAGAAAGGGCGGCCUCGGAAGGACUCCCGGCUCAUGCCCAUGUCCCUAUCCAUGCAGUCCCCCGCCGCCCUGACUGCAGAGAAGGAUGCCAUGUGUUUGUCUGUCCCAGCACCUGCACUGAAGCUGCCCAUGCCGGGUCCCCAGAGAGCGUUCACCCUCCAGGUGAGCUCCGACCCCUCCAUGUACAUCGAGGUGGAGAAUGAGGUGACGACUGUGGGGGGCACAAAGCUGAGCCGCUUGAAGUGUAGCCGGGAAGGGAAGGAGUGGGAGACGGUGCUCACUGGCCGGAUCCUCACCGCUGCCGGCAGCUGUGAUGUGGUGUGUGUCGCCUGUGAAAAGAGGCUGCUGUCAGUCUUCUCCACCUGUGGGCGCCGCCUCCUCCCUCCCAUCCUCCUGCCGUCCCCGAUCUCCACUUUGCACUGCACCGGCUCCUACGUCAUGGCCCUCACCGCUGCGGCCACGCUGUCUGUCUGGGACGUUCACAGACAGGUGGUGGUGGUCAAGGAAGAGCCUCUCCACUCCAUCCUGGCAGGAAGUGACAUGACAGUUUCACAGAUCUUGUUGACACAGCAUGGAAUCCCCGUGAUGAACCUGUCUGAUGGGAAGGCCUACUGCUUUAACCCAUCACUGUCUACAUGGAACCUGGUUUCUGACAAGCAGGACUCCUUGGCCCAGUGCGCAGACUUCAGGAGCAGUCUGCCUCCCCAGGACGCCAUGCUGUGCUCAGGGCCCUUAGCCAUAGUCCAGGGCCGCGCCUCCACCAGCUCAGGUCGGCAGGCGGCCCGGCUUUUCUCCGUGCCGCAUGCUGUGCAGCGGGAAGCCACCCUGGCCUACCUGGAGAGCCAGGUUGCCGCAGCACUCACCCUGCAGUCCAGCCACGAGUACCGCCACUGGCUCCUCCUCUACGCCCGGUACCUCGUGAAUGAAGGGUUUGAAUACCGACUCCGAGAAAUAUGCAAGGACUUACUGGGUCCGGUUCACUCCUCCACUGGAAGCCAGUGGGAGUCCACAGUAGUGGGUCUGCGGAAGAGGGAUCUGCUGAAGGAGCUGCUGCCUGUCAUAGGGCAGAACCUCCGCUUCCAGCGCCUCUUCACCGAGUGUCAGGAACAGCUCGACAUCCUGAGAGACAAGUAGCCUGCCCAGGCCCACCCCGGCCACAGCAAACGCAGAGCCGCCUCUCACCUCGCUGGGCCACAGGAGGAUGAAGAGAUGCUAAUAGGGGGUGGGCUGUCCUGCACCAGCACUGGCCCAGCCCCCUGGGCAAACUUCCCCUGUGUCCUGGGCCUAUUGCCCCUCAGGGAGGUAGCUCUGCCCACAAUUCAUCCCUCCCUCCAGGACCUCAGUGCAGAGCGGGGGCCAGUGAGGCACUCCGAGGCCGGCUGUCUCCAGCACGGCCCCAAGGUGGAUAGUAGCCCCUGCCACUGGAGGUGCUGUGCUGCUCCCACUACAACAAAUGAGCCAUGUGUGUGAGAGAGCCAGCCCAGAGACGCUAGUGUACUGUGUGGUCAGCAGACUGACCUGAGACCUAUGUGAAAGGAAAGGCUAUCCAACACACGGACUAUUUUUGUACUAGAAUUUGCUAACUUGUAAUAUGGAAUUUUCCUUUUGGCCAAUAAUCAGGAUUUCCCUAUAAGUCACUUGGACAUUGGUCACUUGUAGGAAAUUUAAACUCUAAUUAUGACAGCUACAUUGAAAACAAAUUGUACUGAAAUUAACUUGUCUAUCUUCAUUUGGUUUUAAUUUUUCAAUGUUUGUAAAAAGAGACUUUUGGGGGGAAUAGGGCGGAGGGCGGGUGAUUUCUUUUGUAAGUGUAAAAUAAAUGAACACGCAUUGGAUACCAAAUGA
Molecule: messenger RNA, 8512 nt
Organism: Sus scrofa (pig)
Lineage: Eukaryota; Metazoa; Chordata; Mammalia; Artiodactyla; Suidae
Source: RefSeq, a predicted model, not a curated record